GUCGUGGCUUGCUUUUUCUUUGUAUGCUGAUAUGUCGGCUGUCAUGUUCGGGAGAGCCUUCCACAACCAUACAGAGACUCGAGCGAAAACGAAGUACCAACAAAAGGCGCUUCACUUUUAUAAAAUCAGACUCCUCUUUACUUUUAGCACACUAGAUUCACGUGCUCCUCUUCUUGUCACCAUCUUUGCCCCCAGUUGUCCCCACCUCGUCUCUCCCCCUUUAAACUUCAAUUGGCAUUCUCAGCCCACAAGAUGAGUUCCAUCCAACAAGACUGGCCUGAACCAAUAGUCCGGGUCCAAUCGCUCUCGGACAGCGGGCUAGGUGUGAUCCCGGAACGUUAUGUGAAGCCCCUGGGCGACAGGCCGUCCAUGGUCUCCUCCGCUGCUGACGUUGACAUUCCAAUCAUCAACCUCGGAGAGCUAUACAGUGACGACGACAGAGUUCGCGCCAAUACCAUAAGCCAAAUUAACCAUGCUUGCCGAGACUGGGGCUUUUUCCAAGUCGUGAACCAUGGGGUGAGCCCGGAGCUCAUGGACCGGGCACGAGAAGCCUGGCGCGAGUUCUUCCACUCGCCAAUGGACGUCAAGCAAAAGCAUGCCAACUUGCCGACGACUUACGAAGGAUAUGGAAGCAGAUUGGGCGUCAAGAAAGGCGCCAUUCUCGAUUGGAGCGACUACUAUUUCCUCCAUUACCUUCCCUGCUCAUUGAAGGACUAUAACAAGUGGCCUCUUCUUCCAUCUGACUGCAGGGAAGUGAUCGAUGAGUAUGGGAAGCAGCUGGUGAUACUGGCAAAGAAGCUGAUGAAAGUGCUAUCUGUGAACCUCGGACUAAGCGAGGAGUAUCUUCAGAAUGCGUUUGGCGGCGAGAAUAUCGGUGCUUGCUUAAGAGUGAACUUCUACCCAAAAUGCCCUCAGCCGGAUUUGACUCUCGGCCUGUCCUCCCACUCAGACCCGGGAGGCAUGACUUUGCUGCUGCCGGAUAAUCAUGUUCCGGGCCUUCAAGUCCGCAAGGACGGGAAUUGGAUCACUGUGAAGCCCGCCCGGCACGCUUUCAUAGUCAACAUCGGAGAUCAAAUUCAGGUACUGAGCAAUGCAAUCUACAAAAGCGUGGAGCACCGUGUCAUUGUCAAUCCCUCAGAAGAGCGCGUCUCUCUAGCCUUCUUCUACAAUCCGAAAAGCGACAUACCAAUCAAGCCAGCAGAGGACCUGGUGACCCGAGAAGGAGCCUCGCUGUACCAACCAAUGACGUUCGAUGAAUACAGACUCUUCAUAAGAUUGAGGGGUCCGUGUGGAAAAUCCCAAGUUGAAUCUUUAAAAUCUCCGAGAUGAUGGUGACUGAAGAGCGGGCAUGGUUGAUUUGGUCGCUAAUUGAAAUCACAUAUAAACAAUUAGUUUGUUGGCUAGCAGCUCUCUAACUGUACUGUACAGUUUGCUCUUAUCAUGAGGGGACUGAACAUAAAAAA
This is a messenger RNA of Eucalyptus grandis, 1463 nucleotides long. Its product is annotated as probable 2-oxoglutarate-dependent dioxygenase At5g05600. Bases 253 to 1329 code for a protein of 358 amino acids. The record is from RefSeq and is a predicted model, not a curated record. The transcript is spliced from 4 exons. Lineage: Eukaryota; Viridiplantae; Streptophyta; Magnoliopsida; Myrtales; Myrtaceae.